Molecule: messenger RNA, 600 nt
Organism: Papaver somniferum (opium poppy)
Lineage: Eukaryota; Viridiplantae; Streptophyta; Magnoliopsida; Ranunculales; Papaveraceae
Exons: 1
Coding region: 1-600 (199 amino acids)
Source: RefSeq, a predicted model, not a curated record
AUGGUUGAUAAAUUUGUUUCGGCUGAAUUUCCUAAUGAGAUAAAUGACCCAAUAAUGUUUGAUACCGUAAGCAAAUGUAUGGUUCAUGGUCCAUGUGGAGAGCGAGAUCCAUAUGCAGCGUGUAUGGAAAAAGGAAAAUGUACAAAAGGAUAUCCUAAGAAGUACACCGACACAACAGCUUUGGACGAGGGUGGGUAUCCGAGUUAUCGUCGUCGUCGGGAUGGAAUAGAAGUAACUAUCAGAAACAACAAAAAGGCGUAUAAUAUAGAUGUUGUACCCUAUAACCCGCAUCUAUCAAGAAUGUUCAAUUGCCACAUCAAUGUGGAAAUAUGUGCAGGAAUAAGAGCUGUAAAAUAUAUUAACAAAUACAUUUACAAAGGUGGUGACCGAGCUACGAUUGUUUUGGGAGAACAUGACGGGAUUCAACAAUAUAUUGAUGCGAGGUACAUUGGACCACAUGAGGUUGUAUGGCGUUUGAUUGAGUACCACUUGCAUGAAGAAUAUCCUGUUGUACAACGGUUGGCAAUUCAUUUACAGAAUAGGCAACGGGUUGUUUAUAACACAAGGCAAUCAAUGACCUUGGUUAUACGAACAGCAUAG